AUGGCAUAUGAAAGACAUGAAAAUAUGUUAAUGGCUAUUGCUCGUGACUUUAGUUCUAUAGAUGAUUUAAUAGAAAUGUUUUUGUCAUUUUUAGAAAAUAAAACUGAUUAUUUUCAUUUAAUGAUUAAUGAAGAAGAUAUAAAAACUUUAUCAAAGAAGUAUGAAGGUAGUAUGCUUAAAAAUAUCUUAAAUAAUAAUCAUUGUGGUUUUAAAGCUAAUAACAGAGAAGACUGUUUAAUGAAAUUAUUUAGAAAACAUCAAUUAAAUUAUAUAAUUAGAAAACAACCGUAUAUUAUUGAAAACGAGGAAAUAAAAAAAAAGUAUUUUCCACUUUGUGAUGAAUUAAUAAAAUUAAAUAAUAUUAAAAUAAAUGAAAAAAUAAAAGAUAAAAACGAAAAUAAGCAAAGCAAAGAGGAUACAAAAACAACAAUUAAUGUACCUUAUGAAAAUCAUAUAUCAACAUGGAAUGGUGGGAAAACUGAUAAAUAUUAUUGGAAUCAAUCAUUAAAUGAAAUAAAUUUAGAAGUUCCUUUAAAUAAAGAAGUUAAAACUAACGAAAUCAAUGUUGAAAUAACAAAUAAAAAUAUAAAAAUAUAUCACUCAAAUGAAUUGAAAUUAGAAGGAGAAUUUUAUGAAGAAGUAAAUAAACAAGAAUGCAUGUGGAGUAUCGAAGACAAGAAGAAAAUAGUAGUUUUUUUAGAAAAAAAAAGAGAAAAUUGGUGGCCAUGCGUAUUAAAUGGAGAUCCUGAAAUAGACACAAAAAAAAUAGAAUCAAAAAAGAAUUUAACUGAUUUUGAUGAAAAAACACAAGGAGAAAUAAGGAAAUUUUUACAUGAACAAAAAUUAAAAAAUGAAGGGAUACAAUCACCAGAAGAAAUAAGAAAACAACAUUUAUUGACAAAUGCUUUAAACAGUAAAGGAUCUCCAUUUAAAUAA
Molecule: messenger RNA, 936 nt
Organism: Plasmodium gallinaceum
Lineage: Eukaryota; Apicomplexa; Aconoidasida; Haemosporida; Plasmodiidae
Product: CS domain protein, putative
Exons: 4
Coding region: 1-936 (311 amino acids)
Biological process (GO): protein folding
Cellular component (GO): cytoplasm
Source: RefSeq, a predicted model, not a curated record